Phanerochaete carnosa HHB-10118-sp is the source of this 902-nucleotide messenger RNA. RefSeq lists its product as uncharacterized. The record is from RefSeq and is a predicted model, not a curated record. The transcript has a single exon. NCBI's taxonomy places the organism in Eukaryota, Fungi, Basidiomycota, Agaricomycetes, Polyporales, Phanerochaetaceae. Bases 4 to 315 code for a protein of 103 amino acids.
CAGAUGAAUGUACCAGAUUGUCUACAAUUGCGCGACAGCUUGCAGGCUGGAGCGCGUAGGAGGAACCAUAGACUGCGCACAAUGCAAGCCAACGUCGACACGAAGCUAAGCUCUCAGCAACACAGGAGCCUGUACUUUCCAGAUGGAGACGAUAUGCUUUGUGCUGUCUCUGUCUCCGACAAAUCCACAAUACCAUGCUGUGUGCACAGGAUCGUCUUAUUGUUCCAUUCACUCGUGUUUAGAGACAUGUUUACGCUCUUUACGAAUUUCCAGGUCAACGAAACGCUGGACGACGCACCUGUUGUCAGGCUGUAGGAUGUUGCGGGCGAGCUGGCUAGGCGCCAUUACGGUACCUUCCGUGUCUCAUUCGCCACCUUCUGUCCUCGGCACGUCGCCCAUCUCACACCUGCUUUGCUACUCGAGACGACGCGACGGUAUAUGCCGGGAGUUUCAGGCGGACACCAGACCGUUGGUCGUGCUUUUCAGCUUGCACUCCUCCAUACUACCCAAGAGCUAAUGGUGUGCUUGUGAUGGUCGAGGCGCCACAACAAUCCUGCGGGGCCCGUCCGGCGCUUGUAACUUCCGCUCCGCCCCAGAAGUGAUGCUUGAUUUCGCGCGGCAAGUCGCAAACGUUCUCGGUGCGAUGCAAAGGAGCACAUCGACAGACGCGGCUGCCACUCGGCCGCCGUCUCGCUCACGAAUGCAGUGUCUUCCGGAUUCUCGAUCGCGAACAUUCUUCGGAGGUGUAUCGUAUUUCAUUCGUGGGAGCCGCAGCCCAUGACUUACUAGUCGUGCCGCGCUCCGUGCUUCUGCAAGUUCCAAGCCAUUCGACGGCCUCUUGAAGGCUACACCAUGCAUGUAUGGGAACUCAGCUGGGCACGAUGGUCAGCUCCAUUCAGUUC